Molecule: messenger RNA, 992 nt
Organism: Paramecium pentaurelia
Lineage: Eukaryota; Ciliophora; Oligohymenophorea; Peniculida; Parameciidae
Source: the annotation of a GenBank genome assembly
AUGUAAAAUCCAUAAGGAUUGUAUUAAACAAGGAUGUCUAUUUCAUCAAAUCGCUCAAAUGACAUAGACUUUGAUAAGUACAAGUAAAUAAUCGAAACUGAAAUAUCAAAUAAUUGGCUAGGGUUUAAAUACUUAAAUUAAUUGGAAGAUAGAAAAAUCUAAAUAGUAGACAAAAUUAAUGAAUACUUAGAAAAACUUACAAAUGGCAAGCAAAAUCUUAUUAUCUACUGUGACUUUAAAUUUAGUUAGAAUUUAGAUCUUUUAAUUAAAACAUCAGAUAUCAGAUAAUAAUUUUUAGAAUAAUAGCCACCAAAUGAAAAUAUGGGUGUGAAAAUUAAUUAACCUGAUUUGUAUUCAGCUUUGUUGAAGAUAAGAGAAUUCAUGUUUAAUGAAUGCAUGAAUUUUAAAUAAUGGCUUAAGUAAUAUUAAGAUUCUAAAGGAGAUAUUUGGAAUAAGGCUGAGUGGUUUUUGUAAAAUAAUAACGAAAAGGAAUCAAAUAAAUACUUCGUUCAAGUUGAAAAGCAUAGAAAAAAUAUGAUGAAUUAACUAAAUUUUAUUUAGGAGAAUUAAGAUUAUUAUAUUGAAUUAUCUGUCUAUCUUGAUCAUUAUUAUGAAUAUUUUGAUCAUUUAAACGUAAGCUAAAGAACAUAAAUAUAUUUAGAUUUUAUAUAAUUUUUGGAUCAGAUAAAACAAUAGCCGGAAAUUAGAUAUAAAUAUAAUUAAUACUAUAAAAAUAAUGCAAUUACAGAUAGAAAUUAAAAAUAAUAUAUUGUAAAUUAACCAUUAUAAUCAAAAUAUUAAAUUUCAAUUCCAAAAUUUUUAUGGUUUGAAAUUCAAAAAGCCGAUCUAUAAGGAUUUAUACUUUGCAAAAUGAUUGAAAGCCAAGAAUUUAAUUUGAAUUAUAAAGUCAUUGAAAAUAUUUUUUUGAAGUAAAGAGAUAUGGUAUUUAAUUAACCACCGUAUAAACCAAUAGGGCAAAUGUACCUUUGAAU